Molecule: messenger RNA, 3671 nt
Organism: Etheostoma cragini (Arkansas darter)
Lineage: Eukaryota; Metazoa; Chordata; Actinopteri; Perciformes; Percidae
Product: SWI/SNF-related matrix-associated actin-dependent regulator of chromatin subfamily B member 1-like
Exons: 9
Coding region: 143-1249 (368 amino acids)
Biological process (GO): regulation of transcription by RNA polymerase II; chromatin remodeling
Cellular component (GO): nuclear chromosome; nucleus
Molecular function (GO): transcription coregulator activity
Source: RefSeq, a predicted model, not a curated record
GAAACGAAGAGUAAGAAAGGCUUUGGAAAGGCCGAUGCCGCGUUUGAGAAGACACUCUGAUUUCCCAUCUUUAUCCUGGAUCCCAAACACAUCUGAUGAACAGAACGCUGGUUAAACAUAGCUAGUUAGCGACUACGUGAAAAUGCAACUGGCUCUGAGUAAAACCUUUGGCCAGAAACCAGUUAAAUUUCAAUUAGAACCAGAUGGGGACUUUUACAUGGUUGGGUCUGAGGUUGGAAACUAUCUGCGCAUGUUCAGAGGUUCUUUGUAUAAAAGAUAUCCAUCUCUAUGGAGAAGGCUAGCCUCGGUGGAGGAGAGGAAGAAAAUCGUAGCAUCAUCACAUGCUACAAGUGUUACUCUGCUGAAGGCAUCAGAAUGUGAAGAGAUCUUCGAGGGUAAUGAUGAGAAAUACAAGGCGGUGUCCAUCAGCACAGAGCCUCCAGCUUACCUCAGGGAGCAGAAGGCAAAGAGGAGCAGUCAGUGGGUCCCCACGCUGCCCAACAGCUCUCACCAUUUAGAUGCUGUGCCUUGCUCCACCACCAUCAACCGUAACCGAAUGGGCCGUGACAAGAAGAGGACCUUCCCACUGUGCUUUGAUGACCAUGACCCUGCAGUGAUCCAUGAGAAUGCAGCCCAGGUAGAAGCACUGGUUCCCAUUCGUCUAGACAUGGAAAUAGAUGGACAGAAACUGCGAGACGCCUUUACAUGGAACAUGAAUGAAAAACUGAUGACCCCAGAGAUGUUUGCAGAGAUUUUAUGUGAUGACCUGGACCUGAAUCCUCUGGCCUUUGUCCCCGCCAUUGCCUCAGCCAUUCGUCAGCAGAUUGAGUCCUACCCCACUGACAGUAUACUGGAAGAGCAGGCAGACCAGAGAGUCAUCAUCAAGCUGAACAUCCACGUGGGAAACAUUUCUUUGGUGGACCAAUUUGAGUGGGACAUGUCUGAGAGAGAGAAUUCGCCAGAGUCAUUUGCACUGAAGCUGUGCUCUGAGCUGGGUCUAGGUGGAGAGUUUGUAACCACUAUUGCCUACAGCAUUCGUGGUCAGCUCAGCUGGCACCAGAGGACCUAUGCCUUCAGUGAGAACCCACUCCCGACAGUAGAAAUUGCCAUCCGCAACACAGGUGAUGCUGACCAGUGGUGCCCCCUGCUGGAGACCCUCACAGAUGCUGAAAUGGAGAAGAAGAUUCGAGACCAAGACAGGAACACAAGGCGUAUGAGACGAUUGGCCAACACCGCUCCUUCCUGGUAGAAAGAGACAUGAAGCUGCAUCAGAUGAAGGGUCCUCUGGAGAGUCCUCAUACUCAGAUGACGUUUCCUCUGGAGACUCCUGGUACUCUGAAAUGAUCGCUAAAUACACAUACACACACACACACACACACGUAUGUUCCUGUAAGCAUGACUACACUCACAGAAAUGUUGUCAGUCUCCAUGGGUACCUUACACAACACACACAUCCAGGCAUUCCUCUGCACACACAGUAUGCUAUAUGUUUCACCUUGCCUUCUGCACAUCAGUCAGCAACAGUUAAAAUCUAACCUUAACUAGAAGUUACACGCACCACACCAUGCAACAUUUCAUACUGGGCAUGUUAAGUCAAAACACUUGGCAUUACAGUACAAUGACUGAUUUUCAUGUAUCUGUAUGAAUACAACAUGGAAAUUGUUUAUAUAAUAUUAUCAGGACAACUCUUAAAACAAUCCUUUUAAAUUAUUCAGAUCUUUAUUAUAUCUGUAACAGAGGUCUGCCGGUGGUUUGAGAUGAUUCAAAUGAUUCACAUCAUUUUCAUACUCAGCAACCAUUCAGUAACCCCUCUUUGCCCUAUGGAUAGUGAUAUUGUGAUUCUGGAACAGAUCACUCCCAUUACAAUAGAAAUGUUUCAUCAUAGGCUAAAGAUGACCUUCCCUCUAAGGGAACACAAAUCAUGCCAACACAGCAUAACUGAGCCCCUGACUAUAGGGGUCAAGCAUUCAGGCUUUAUCAUUCUCUAUGUGUACACCACACUUGUGGAGAACAUGAUGAAUGAUUCAUCUGACCAGCGUGUUGAUAUAACAACAAAAUAAGACAAUAAAUGGAUAUAUCCACAACCUGCUUGCUGACAUGAGUAUACUAUGGGAGGAGUAAAGAUUAAAGAUGUGUCUUGGAGAGAUAAAUACAUAAUAAUAAAUUGUUUGUUGAUCCAUAUUCUCAUGGGAAACAUUGGCUUAAAUGAUUUCCACACCAGACAAAAGAGCAGAAAUGGGCCUGGUGCCAAUAGUUGCCAGUUGUAUUUUUUUCAUCCUCUGUUUAACUGUUAUGUAGAAAAAUAGCAAAAACAAUAUUAUUGCCCAAGAUACAUGAUGUCAUCACUUAGCUGCUGUUUCAGACCAAAGGACAGCACUGUUUGUUUUGUUUAAGGCACGUGUGUAGGAGCAGCACUGUCCAUCUGAAACCGCUUGAUAGACAGACUGACAUCACUUAGUUUAAGCCUGCUUCCUUUAAUGGUUUCAAAUGGAACUUUUGGCCCUAAAUUAUAUUUUCCCUCCAUUUUAGCAAUCCACCGAAGGAAAAUGACAGAGUAGUGAAGGGACAGUCAACAAGAAAGAAAGAGAGAGGCAAGCGGUUGUUUUUACACUUGUACUAAUCGGUCAUAGAUGCUAAAAAUAUUUAGCACUCUGCUCGUACUACAUUCUGAAGCGAGUGCUUUAAUUAAUAGUUUUCCAAAAUAGGCUAUAUAUCAUGAUUUAUUAAAUGAAACCAAGUAAUUCCAUAUAAAAUCAGACAUUCAGCACCCUCAUAUAGCCCGGAUGGAAUAAUCCUUGUUUUUAUAACCAAAUUUCCGACAGAAAAAAAAUCUCUCUUUUCCAAAAAGUGAGAGUUGAAUCGGGCUCCUGUGAUUAAAUAGUCACCUAUUUGGUGUCACCCCUAGACUAUACGAAUAAAACUGGCCUUGCACAUCAAACCUUGGUCAUUGGAAGAUACACCAGAAAUAGUACAUAAUGCUGCUAUGUGUAGGGUUUGACAAUUUCUGACUUGGGUGACUGAUAGCUAAAGGAUCCAAAAAGAUAGAGAAUAAAAGUCCCAAUUCUCAUUAGGAUAGUGUGAAUUAGUAAGCAAUCCUUCCUAUGAACAAACUCUUAUGCUAUCAGAAUCAUUUGGAAAUUGCAUAAAUCUAAGUCAGUAAAUCCUACUUAUUUAUAGGGGCUUUAAUACAUGUUGUGUACACAGUGAGCCACAUCAGUUUUUGGCUACUUAGGUAUGCUUUGGCAGAUGUUAGUGUUUGUUGCCUAACUGAGAUAACCAGUGUGCAUGCGUAAAAUCAAACUACAAGCCAAGGCCAAGUUUUUGCAACCAGUCAGAGGGGGUUUGAUUUUUGCAUGUAGACAUGUUAUUUAUGCACCUGUGUUCAUCUGCAUGCUAAAACAUAGGUAGUUCAUACUGUAUCCUGUGCAUGAGGGACUCAUUGUUCCCAUUGUUACUUCUGUUUGCACCGUGCCUCACAUUGAAUCAGUGUCAGCAAGCUGACGAGAACCAAUGGUGUCUUUUUAAUGUGAUGAUUUUCAAGUUGAACAUAUGUUAACGUAUGUAAUUCACUGUCACUUCUUGUCCUCUUCUUUUGUAAAAUUGCUAAACCUUUAUAGUGGACUUUUUUUAUAAAUGAAAAGUAACAUUAAAGAAAAACUUGUUGGAAAAAU